Messenger RNA from Thalassophryne amazonica, 7662 nucleotides. It is a transcript of the gene atg2a, whose product is annotated as autophagy related 2A. The transcript is spliced from 42 exons. The record is from RefSeq and is a predicted model, not a curated record. Gene Ontology annotation, cellular component: extrinsic component of membrane; phagophore assembly site. Gene Ontology annotation, molecular function: phosphatidylinositol-3-phosphate binding. Gene Ontology annotation, biological process: autophagy of mitochondrion; piecemeal microautophagy of the nucleus; autophagosome assembly. Bases 318 to 6350 code for a protein of 2010 amino acids. NCBI's taxonomy places the organism in Eukaryota, Metazoa, Chordata, Actinopteri, Batrachoidiformes, Batrachoididae.
GCUACCUCGCGUUUGAUAACUAAACAACCCAGAAACGAGACGCAGCGACAGGAUCUAACCGUGCCGAAAAUAUGAACUGACACGGCUAAAGAAAACAUAAUUACCGUCUCGUAAAGGACUCGUCAGUCCUGAUACAAAGGAUUUUGGAGUUAUUUGUGUUAAGAACUUGAGUUACUCCUUCUUUAGCUCCUUGUAGAUAGCUAGCUAGCUGUUUGGCUCAUUCCUUUUGCUUAUUUUUUUUUGUUUGUUCACUCUGUGUUCGUCUGUUAUGCAGUUGACAGAGGAGUACACUCGCACUGGUUCUCCCCGCUGUCUCUAUGUCUCGCUGGCUCUUCCCCUGGUCCGGCUCCAUCAAGAAGCGGGCCUGUCGGUAUCUGUUACAGCACUACCUCGGUCACUUUUUACAGGAACGGCUGACUCUGGACCAGCUGUGUUUGGAUCUGUAUAAUGGCAGUGGUGUCAUCUACGAGAUCAACCUCGAUGUCUGGGCAGUCAAUGAGCUUCUGGACUCUCUUGGUGCCCCUCUGGAGAUAGUGGAUGGCUUUGUGAGUAGCAUAACGGUGACCAUCCCAUGGCAAGCUUUACUGACCGAUCACUGCACCUUACAAGUUUCUGGUCUACAGAUAACAUGUCGGCCCAAGUACAGGACCAGUGGGACUUGGGACUCCCAAGCAUGGUCAUCAAGCAUGACCUCCAGCAUGCAGCUGGCACAGGAGUGUUUGAAGGAUCCUCCAGAGGCAUCAGAGGAGCCACCUGCUCCACUGGAGGGGCUUGAGAUGUUUGCACAAACCAUUGAGACAGUCCUCCGUCGUAUUAAAGUCACCUUCCUAGACACUAUUGUCCGCGUCGAGCACCAGCCCCUGGACCUGGAAACAGGUCUUGCCUUAGAGGUGCAUAUCAAAAGGCUAGAGUACUUUGACGAGGCAGUGCGGGACCCAGCCAGCCAGACCGCUGUGCCUGUUGACAUCCACCAGCCCCCUGCCUUCCUACACAAGGUCCUCCAGCUGAACUCUGUACAGCUGUUUUAUGACUCCACUGGAACACUGCAGGGCCUUUCUGAGCAGUAUCACCAAGUGUCAGCCACAAAUAAAGGAAAAGAGGAAGAAGAUGAACAGAAAGAAAAGAAGCCCCUGAAAGCUGCUUCCUCUCCUCCUCCUCAUCUGCUGCUCAUAGGAAGCUGCUCAGGUUUCAUUGAAACCACUGUCAAGAUCAAACAGAAUGACAUGCUGCCUGGACCAAAGUUUGAGUUAAACGGGAAGGUAGGCUGUAUCCACAUGCUGCUUUCUCCAGAUCUAAUAACCCAUCUUAUCGAUCUUCUUUCAGCCCUCUGCAUCGACACUGAGCCAGAGAGUAAGUGUGGGAGGUUACACAGCCGUCCCUUGGACUCAGAUGACCUGCGUAUGAUUGAGGAGGACCUCAGCAAGCAGCUGGGCUGCAGUCCUAGGGACAGGGAGUGGGACGAUGAGCCAGACCUGUACCCCUAUGUCAGUGCCCUGCAGAAUGGAGAGAUGUUUUACUCCAUGGGGCCUGCAGGUAUGAGCAGUAGCGUAACUUCAGUGCGAUCUGGCAGUGAGCUGUCAGACAGUGAUAUGGAGUCUUCUACCCACAGUCUGUCCAGCUUCAUGCAGCCUGCAGCACUGUCUGCACAGGGAGUGGUGAACUGUCCCAGGCGAUAUCCUGUAGCAGGCGCUUUGUCGAGCAUUCCUCAUGCUAGCAGUCGAACUGGAGGACGCUCAUACAGUGGACAGACAGAGCUGCUGAAGCCUGACGCUUUGCUGCAACUGACACUUGGUGGGCUCACACUGACCCUGUUGCAAGAGGAUUUGCCCUCUGAACCUGAUGGAACAUCAUCAUUUGCACAGGUGUCUCAACAGUUCUUUGAGAAACUAGCCUUAUUCAAGGACAGCGUGUUCAGCAAGAGAGACUUCAAUCAUCUGAGAGAGAGCUUCGCCAGGGCCUGCCCACACUCCCAUCUCAGAAUGACAGGAGCAGCUGUACAGGUUGCCUGUGAAAUGCGGAGUGGGAGACGCAUCAAGCGGUCCGUGACCUCUGACCUCUCUUUCAGCAGACUGGAACUGUUAGAGUGUCUGUGGGAGGACGAGAAGCCUCAGCACAGCGAGUUACUCCAGUUCCAGAAAGCGGGUCUGUUCAGUGUUGGAGCUGCAGCCAGGCCGUGUGCUCAGCUACACUACAGCGUCACUGAAAAACACCAGCGUAAGGGCAAACAGAGGGUCGUGCGCCACGACAGCGUAGUGCGGGUGGAGCUGGCAGAGCUGAGUGCUGAGCUGGACCUGGACAUCAUUAAUCGCCUGGGGAACCUCAGCAAAGCCUUCAACCACUGUCCCACACAAAGUGCUGGAGCUGCACAUACUCAGACUCAGAGCAGUGAGCUGUGCUCCUCUUUCUCCCUCCUGUCCCCUCACGCAGUGUUCAGGCUUCGUUUCCCUAUCCCUGACUUACGGCCCCUUCCAAAGCGUCGUCCUCCUCCUCAGAGGGCGGUGCGGCAGGAGACCUUGGUGCUGGAGCUGACAGAACUGGAGCUGAAACACCAGGAGGCACCGAACCUCCAGCCUGAGCAGACCGUCCCGGGACAGACUUGGGCUCCCUGCCUCACUCAGUUACUUCAGGCAUCUUUUACAGACCUACACGGGUUGUACGAGGGCUGGGAAGGAGGCUCCUUUCCCUGUAUCAGAGUCAAGAAGAGCCAUGACUCUUUUCCCAGGGUAUCUGUGCGUCUGCGUAGAGGUGAGGCUCAUGGUGCUCCAGCUGGGCUGGACCAAAUGAACCUGAGUCUGGUGAAGGAGCUGGGGACAGCAUCCUUUGAUAGCCACUGUGAAUUCCAUGAGAAAACCAGCUCUCCAUUCUCCUCUAACUGCACUAUGUUUGAGACGGAAGAGAUGGUGAUUCCAGCUGACCCAGAGGAGAUGCGUCAGUUCCAGGCACAAUGCGUUGCCCAGAGUGAGUGCGUUGUAGAUGUCAGCUUGCCGCUCGUCUGCAUCCUCCUACCCAGCAAACAGGCCUUCGAAAGCAUCUACAACAGGAUCAACAAUGAUUUAUUGAUGUGGGAGCCGGUUUCCCCUCCUCCCUCCUUGGCCCAAAGCCUGAUCCACAGCCACCAUCAUCAAGACGAGUUCCAGCUCUGCAAGUCAGCUUUUAAACUGGACUCUGAUUCUGAAGAGGAUGAGACUCAGUUCUUCUUGGCCAGUGAACCAGCUGGAAGAAUGCAGUCAGUUUCUCGUGCCAACCACAACCUCAGCUUCCUCUCUCUCACAGUUGUCAUUGGCAAAGGUCGUCUUCAGGCCAGGACAGACCAAAAGGAGGAUCACAGUCAUGGAGAGAUUGUGCUCGACGUUGAAGAUGGAAAGAUAUUCAGUGUUGCACAGUACCAGAAUGACCCCAACCUCAACUACCUUUGUCUGGAGAGCAGACGAGUGCAGCUUUACCAUCGAGCACUGGUCGAAGACACGCCCAUCCCACAGCAGCUGGAGAUGCCCACCUUCACUUCCCCAAAGCAUUUGCAACUGACCAUCUACCCCACAGAGGUGGGUGUAAGCAGUAUAAGUGGCAGGGAGAGGGAACUGCAAAUGCUGUCUGCAGCCAUCAAAAUCACCCUGGACCUCCAGAGAAAUGUAAAGGAAUUUCUGGUUGCGCUUCGACUCCAAGGUGCCACCAUGCGACAUUACAUGACACAAACCAAUCAGAGCUGGCAUGAACAGCUUGUAGACUUCCUGGAUGUCGUUGACGAUCCUAUUCUGGGAUACACAGCACCUGCUGUCAUCACUGUACUCCAUACACACCUCGCUACCUGUGCUGUGGACUACAGACCUUUGUAUUUGCCACUGAGGGUGCUGUUCACAGCAGAAUCCUUCUCACUGUCCAGUAACAUCAUUUUUGACACUGCCACCUUCCACCUCAGAUUCAUCUUGGAUGACUCUGCUCUCUACCUCUCUGACAAAUGUGAGAUGGACUGUGUGGACCUGAGGAGGGACUAUGUAUGUGUUCUGGACAUUGAUCUGCUGGAGCUCGACAUUACUACUUGGAAAGGCAGUGAUACAGGAAAGCUGUCUCAGCCUCUGUUUGAGCUUCGUUGCUCCAACAAUGUAGUUCACCUUCAUACCUGUGCUGAUUCCUGCGCAGCACUGGUCAACCUGCUGCAGUACCUGGUAUCCCAGGGUGACUUGCAUCCCCCAGUGCGACACGCGUUGCCCACAGAAAUUGCUGGCCAGAAACUACCACUGUCGGAAAGUCCUGCCUCUUUGCCAGUGUGUCCUCCAGCUGAAACUGCUGAGAUCAACCAAUGUGAUCUGGCUGAUGCCUUAAUUGACACAGACAAGAGUCAACAAGAGGACUGUCUAGAUCCAGCUUUACCUUCAGUGCCCAGAGGCUCGCCUGUCUCUGUCUAUUUGUUCCCUGGUGAAGUGACGAAGCACAGCCCCUCCAUCCUGCAGGAGGAUGAUUCUGAGCUUGAUGCGCUGGUUUCUACAGCAACAGAGGCUCAGGCUGACAUGAUGUCAGAAGAAGGGUCAGAGGGCUCCACCGACGAUGAUGAUUUUUGCAUAUUGGAGGCUCCUGGCAUGGGAAUUCCUCCCAAAGAUGGAGAGCCUGUGGUGACAGUGUUGGCCACAGGGCCCAUCUUGGUGAAGGACAGUCACUUCUCCAGGCCCAGAGGCAGCACAGACCUGCUUCGGGCUCCCAGCCGCUUCCCUGUACCCCAGACCAGAGUGGUGCUGCGUGAGAUUUCUGUGGUGUGGCAUCUCUAUGGGGGCAAAGACUUUGGUGGCAAACCUUUAUCUAUGCAUGUCCAGCAUGCAAACAGCAGAGGUCGUUCAGUCCCCACUGGUGUUCAGAGCUCUCCUUCUCGUUCCGUAGCUUCUUCCCGCCCACAGAACUCAUGGCGUUGGACUGGAGGCAUCAGCCGUCAACAUACAGUUCUGAUGGAGAUCCAGCUCACCAAGGUGUCCUUCCAGCAUGAGACUUACCCAGUGGUCAUUGCUGGGCAGGAUGGGGAUGGGUCGCAGGCAUGUGGGGUAGGAGUGGGGCCAGGUGGGGAACAUCCCCUCUCCAGGCAGGUGUUCAUUGUUCAAGAGUUGGAGGUUCGAGACCGACUGGCCUCCUCACAAAUAAACAAAUUCCUCUACCUCUAUACAAGUGAGAGCAUGCCGCGCCGAGCCCAUUCCAACAUGCUAACAGUGAAGGCCCUGCAGGUGUGUCCCGAGUCUGGCCUCGGUGGUCCGGAGUGCUGUCUCAGAGUCAGCCUGUUGCCUUUACGACUUAACAUCGACCAGGAUGCAUUGUUCUUCUUAAAGGAUUUUUUUAGUAAUCUAGCUUCCUCUGUUAACCCUUACCUGCCUGUGGAUCCUGCAAGUGAAGUGAGGGCAGACCCUUCACAGAAGGCAUCUGAGGAGGCGGAGUCAGCUAGUGACUUGGGACCUGAUCUCACAGCAUCAGUAGAAACCACAAACAGUGAGAAGAGCUCAUCCUCUGUUGGCUCCACCUCCUCCUCUGACCAGCCAAUUUAUUUCCGGGAGUUCCGCUUCACCUCUGAAGUGCCUAUCUGGCUGGAUUAUCAUGGUAAACACGUCGUUAUCGAGCAGGGAACGUUUGCUGGGAUUUUGAUUGGCCUGGCCCAGUUGAAUUGUUCAGAGCUCAAACUGAAGAGACUGUGCUGCAGACAUGGUCUGCUGGGUGUUGACAAAGUGAUCCAGUACGCUGUCACAGAAUGGUUAACAGACAUCAAAAAGAAUCAGUUGUCGGGCAUUCUCGGAGGUGUUGGUCCCAUGCACUCUGUUGUUCAGCUGUUCCAUGGAGUCCGGGAUCUGUUCUGGUUGCCCAUAGAGCAGUACAGGAAAGAUGGUCGCAUUAUCCGAGGUCUCCAGAGGGGGGCAGCAUCUUUUGGCACAUCUACAGCAUCUGCCGCUCUGGAGCUCAGUAAUAGGCUUGUGCAGGCCAUCCAGGCUACAGCAGAAACGGUGUAUGACAUCCUGUCUCCAACACCCCCGCUAACAAGCUAUGCCAUCACAGAGGGCCGCGCCCCCUCCAGCCGAUCACGCAGAACCACCCAUCCUGCAGACCUCAGAGAAGGUGUGGCCAAGGCCUACGACACAGUCAGAGAGGGAGUGAUUGACACAGCUCAGACCCUGUGUGACGUAGCAUCCCGUGGGCAUGAGCAGAAGGGUCUCCCUGGUGCUGUGGGCGGAGUCCUGCGGCAGAUCCCGCCUACUGUGGUUCGCCCUUUAAUACUGGCUUCUGAAGCCACUUCCAAUCUGCUUGGUGGCAUGCGCAACCAGAUUAAACCAGACGCCCGAAAGGAGGAUUUCCUAAAGUGGCGUACAGAAGAUAACCAAGAAUGACGCGUGUGUGCAUGAGUGAGUGAGUGAUUUGGGGAAGUUUAAAUUUAACAGGGUGAGUCCAAGGUUUGAAUGUGUCUGUGCAUGUGUUUGUACUAAUGAGACUGUGUGUGUUUCAGUCCAGACAUGAAUCAUCGAGUAACUACUAAUGCAGUUACUGACACCCAGUGUUUUACGUGACUCCGCUGGACAGUGGACGUAACUUAAAUUCUGAACUCAUAAUUUAAUUCCUUCUUGUAGUACACUAGUAGCAGAUGAGUUUGCAAACAUAUCGCCACUGCUCUCGUCUAUUCCACUGCUUCUUUUUAAGGUUGCACCAGCAAUGAGGAAAAAUUAUAUAUAAUUGAAGCUUCCCUCCGCUGUUUGUGAGACACUGAUUCCAGGCGCGAGCUGAACUUGCACAACUUGUACUGUUGCCGGAAAAUGUUUGUUUUAUAAUUCAAACCUCACUUUAUGUAACCACCACCAUGUGAAAGGUUUUCCAACAGAUCAAGUCUGUGCAUGCACCAGAUCUUCUGCAGUUUUUUUUUUUUUUUAUGAAGUGUCCUUUACUAAAAUCCAUGUAGAUUUUGGUAGGUUUUCCACAAUAAAAUGCUGUACGACUGGUUCAGUUUUGGGCUCACUAUGCACCUCCUCUUCCCCAGUGCUGUUAUUAGUGCCAUAAAUCUUGCAGUGUCCUUUUUACCUUGUUUGUGUUGCCUUCCUUACUACUGUGCCCUUCCUGCUCAUAUAAUGGUUCAUAUUGAUUUGCACACCCAUGAUAAAUAUCCUGACUCACACACACUCAUCUUCAACCUCUUAUCCAAGACUGAAUUUUAAAAAAAACAAAAAAAAAAAAACUGAAUUCUCUCUCUAAAUGUUCAUCGUCCUAAUGUCUGAAAACUUCCUCCACAUGAGCUACUGCUAAUCUCUGCUUCAUUCUGCUCAAAGGUGUUGGCAAAGGGUAACUUUGAUCUAAAUAGGUCUUCAUAAAUUACUUUUAUAAGAUCAUUUAAUCACCUUCCUGCAUUUAUUAUUUGUAAUAUUUAAUCAUUGUCAUAUUUGUCUUCUGAAUAAUUGCGUUGAAAUGAUGUUCAUGUGGACUUUUGUGAUAUAAAAUGUUCUACAUUUUUUGUGUGCGUGCGAGUGAUGUAUGAGAUACAACAGUGAAAACGUGCACAUGUGCGCGCAUGAUGCAUGUCUGUGAGUGACGAGGUGAUACUUGACAACUCUUGUGUGUAAUUAUGAAUUACUAUAUCAUGUGACCUGUAUAAUACAAAGACAAGAAGUAUUAAAAAAAUGAAUACAAAAAUUAAAAAUGUCUACAAAAACUGAA